Gymnogyps californianus (California condor) is the source of this 1170-nucleotide messenger RNA. RefSeq names its product POU class 4 homeobox 1 (gene POU4F1). Gene Ontology annotation, biological process: regulation of transcription by RNA polymerase II. NCBI's taxonomy places the organism in Eukaryota, Metazoa, Chordata, Aves, Accipitriformes, Cathartidae. Gene Ontology annotation, molecular function: DNA-binding transcription factor activity, RNA polymerase II-specific; RNA polymerase II cis-regulatory region sequence-specific DNA binding. The record is from RefSeq and is a predicted model, not a curated record.
AUGAUGUCCAUGAACAGCAAACAGCCGCAUUUUGCCAUGCAUCCCACCCUACCUGAGCACAAAUACCCCUCUCUACACUCCAGCUCGGAAGCAAUAAGAAGAGCAUGUCUACCAACUCCACCGCUGCAGAGCAAUAUCUUCGCCAGCCUCGAUGAGACCCUGCUGGCGCGGGCCGAGGCUCUGGCCGCCGUCGACAUCGCCGUCUCGCAGGGCAAGAGCCACCCCUUCAAGCCGGACGCCACCUACCACACCAUGAACAGCGUGCCCUGCACCUCCACCUCCACCGUGCCCCUGGCGCACCACCACCACCACCACCACCACCACCACCAGGCGCUGGAGCCCGGCGACCUCCUCGACCACAUCACCUCCCCCUCCCUGGCGCUCAUGCCCGGCGGAGGCGGCGGCGGAGGCGGCGGCGGCGGCGGCCACGACGGGGCGGGCGGCGGCGGCGGCGGGGCCGGCGGCGGCGGCGGCGGCGGCGGCGGCGGGGGCGGCGGCGGCCUCAUCUCCACCUCGGCCCACCCGCACUCGCACAUGCACGGCCUGGGCCACCUCUCGCACCCGGCCGCCAUGAACAUGCCGUCGGGGCUGCCGCACCCGGGGCUGGUGGCCGCGCACCACGGGGCCGCGGGGCAGGUGGCCUCGGCGGCGGCGGUGGUGGGGGCGGCCGGCUUGGCCUCCAUCUGCGACUCGGACACGGACCCGCGGGAGCUGGAGGCCUUCGCCGAGCGCUUCAAGCAGCGCCGCAUCAAGCUGGGGGUGACCCAGGCCGACGUGGGCUCGGCGUUGGCCAACCUGAAGAUCCCCGGGGUGGGCUCCCUCAGCCAGAGCACCAUCUGCCGCUUCGAGUCCCUCACCCUCUCCCACAACAACAUGAUCGCCCUCAAACCCAUCCUGCAGGCCUGGCUGGAGGAGGCCGAGGGCGCCCAGCGGGAAAAAAUGAACAAGCCCGAGCUCUUCAACGGGGGCGAGAAGAAGCGCAAGCGGACUUCCAUCGCCGCCCCGGAGAAGCGCUCCCUGGAGGCUUACUUCGCCGUCCAGCCCCGGCCCUCCUCCGAGAAGAUCGCCGCCAUCGCCGAGAAAUUGGACCUCAAAAAGAACGUGGUGCGGGUUUGGUUUUGCAACCAGAGACAGAAGCAGAAACGGAUGAAAUUUUCCGCCACCUACUAG